AAGAAACAUACUUAUGUAAUCAUCUCCUCGCUAUACUCCGCGGUUCCCCGAACUUCAACUCGAACCUCACAGAUGGCGGCUACGAAAAAAGCUGCAGAGUCGACUCUUUACCAUGUUCAUCCGAAAGGCUUUUGGAAGAAGUUCCGCGACGCUCUGGUUGUUAAUCCUGAAAUCUCGAGUGGUAUUCCAUUAGCCGGAAUCUACAGAUGGCCGCAGCCUGGUUCCAGACCAGAGAAGUACUCAGCUCCGGCAACCAAGGCUUCCGACCCCGCCCAAAAUCCGUACUGGAAGAGAGAUGUUCGAAGGGCAUAUCCCCAACUUUCGGUAGUCACGCAGCCCGACCUAUCGUCACUUCUCAUUCAACACUCCAAAGUCCAAGCAAUUCCUGCACCAUCAGAAGCCAAAGAAGGAGAGAAAUCGGACGUCCCUACAAAAAUCCAGGAGAUCAUGGAUUUGACAGGCGCCAUUGCUACAAUCACAUCUGUGCACAAGGCGUAUGACCAGUCAAAGCUCCCCCCGAAGGUCCCCACACCCUUCAAGAAGUGGAGAGCCGAGCUCGCGCCGGACGCCCCUCAUGAUCCCAAUGCCUAUUUCCCAAUGUUGCUAUACAAGUAGUCGACUUCUGCAUUCAACUCGAGGAAUUUUCCACCUCUUAUUGUAGACGAUGAAUCAAGAGAUAACCACCAUGUCUUCCGUGCCGCGGAUAAUGAUCUAUUCGAUGCGAAUAGUCACCUUCUUCUGUACGGAGUGUACAGAAGUUUCCUUG
Molecule: messenger RNA, 766 nt
Organism: Suillus subaureus
Lineage: Eukaryota; Fungi; Basidiomycota; Agaricomycetes; Boletales; Suillaceae
Product: NUZM, NADH-ubiquinone oxidoreductase 21.3 kDa subunit
Exons: 4
Coding region: 73-615 (180 amino acids)
Source: RefSeq, a predicted model, not a curated record